ACGCCAAAUCAGAGGCCCGCCGCCAGCAACGAUGUCCCCAGUGCAUGCAAACGGGCCGGGAGAAGCCAUGCGAUUCAUGCAGCAUCUCGGCGGUCAAUCUUAGGCCGACUGAUAGCAGUAGACUCCAACUAGUGCACUGAGUCCUGGGUUCCUGAUUUCUCUCCUGCUGAGACGGACCUCCAGGACUAGGACAAGAUGAAACCGGAUGGUGUUGACACAGCAACAAUGGAGCCAAUGGAAGCAUUAAAUGCAGGUCCUGCGAUCGAGGUGGCGCCAGUGGGUGAAGCUCAGGACCAGGCUUUGCCCACAAUGCAAACAGAAGGUGAACCACAGCCAACAGAGGCACUUUCUGCAACCAAUAAGACUGGAAAGGACAAGCCUGCAGACCCCCAAGCUAAGACGAAGGCUCCUGCCAAAGCAAAGGCACCCACCGCUGGUAUCAAGGCAUCCACGACCAGCUCCCGUCCCACCACUGCUCAAAGCCGUCUAACAAACGGGGCACAGAAGUCGCAAGCUAAUGGUGUCACCAAAAAGACCACAACAGGAGGCCCGGAGAAGAAAACCUCUACCACUUCUGCUUCUAAAAAACCAGUUGGCUCCACUACUGCACCCACAACCAAGACCCCUACCAAGGUGGCUGAGAAGAAGCCAAUGGGGAUGGCGAGACCUGCCAGUACUCCAGCCAAUGGCGUGAAGACAACAGGGACAGCGCAGCCCAUCAAGAAAGCCCCUGCUGCAUCAGCUAAUGGCCUGAAGUCUAAACCAAAAACUACAGCUCCAGCUUCAAGGCCCGCCACUGCAUCCACCACCAAGACCGGCACCACUGGCUCUCCCAAACCUGAUAGGCCACCCGUCGCCAAGACAACCAGGUCAGUUGGCUCUGCUCCUGCAGCUCGUUCUUCACCUGCUGCCCCUAAGCCUGCGACCCCAACAACUGCCGGCAAGACAUCUACAUCCAGACCAACUACUGCUACACCCAAGACACCAUCUACUACUGCUAAACCUUCUCCUGCUAAAACCACAGCACCCCCUGCUGGUCGCACUCCCACUCAGACUCCUAAGACCACAACACCUGUCAAGAAAGAUGUCAGUAAGCAGCCAUCCACUCCAGCAACCAAGAAGCCCACAUCUUCUCCACUCACCCGGCCAGCACCAGCCAAGACCACCAAACCUGACACACCUAAGUCAGCCUCCACUGCCAAGGCAGAAUCAGCUUCCAAAAAGCCUACCACCUCCACCAAGGCGGCAGAUGUUAAGACUAGUAAGCCCAAGGAGAGCAAAGGAACACCUUCCAAGGAGGUCAGUGCAAGCUCCAAGACCACAGGCAGCAAGCCCAGUGCUAAAACAAGCAGCCCAAAGAAGUCAGUUGGCAGUAGCACUCCAAUGCCAUUGAAGGGUGGCCCUAAAGCCUCCCAGCCUGCAGACAUAGCAGCCACAGAGGUUGAGAAGAAGGAUGUGGUUUCUGCUGUGGUUGCAGCCACGGCUGUAGCUUCUGUUGCAGCUGCUGCUGUUGUUUCUGUGGUGACCUCUAAGGAAGCCCCCGAAGAAUCAGCUACAGGUUUUGUUCCUGCUGCCACUGAAGAGACACCUGAGGACUUGUUUACCCUAGUCAAUCCUGCUGCCUCUGAGGUGAAAUUAGAAGACUCAUUUACAACUCUCAUUCCUGCUUCCUUUGAGAACUCUAAAGAUGAUUUUAAAGAAAUGGCUACAUCUGUACUUGCCCCUACGGAAGUACCUGAAGACAAAGUUACACCUGUCAUUUGUCCUGUCUCUGAGGAAACACCUGAAGACAUAACUACAUCUGUCAUUCCCCCCACCUCUGAUCAGGCACGAGAAGAAACUGUUUCACCUGUCAUUCCCCCUACCUCUUAUGAGGCACCUGAAGAAACAGUUUCACCUGCCCUUCCUCCUACUUCUGAAGAAACACCUGAAGAUAGAACUACAUCUGUCAUUACCCCUACCUCUGAUGAGGCAAGAGAACAAACUGUAUCAUCUGUCAUUCCCGCUACCUCUUAUGAGGCACGAGAAGAAACUGUUUCACCUGUCAUUCCCCCUACCUCUUAUGAGGCACCUGAAGAAACUGUUUCACCUGUCAUUCCUCCUGCUUCUGAAGAAACACCUGAAGAUAGAACUACAUCUUUCAUUACCCUUACCUCUAAUGAGGCACGAGAAGAAACUGUAUCAUCUGUCAUUCCCGCUACCUCUUAUGAGGCACCUGAAGAAACAGUUUCACCUGUCAUUCCUCCUACUUCUGAAGAAACACCUGAAGAUAUAACUACAUCUUUCAUUCCCCCUACCUCUUAUGAGGCACCGAAAGAAACCGUUUCACCUGUCAUUACCCCUACCUCUUAUGAGGCACCUGAAGAAACUGUUUCACCUGUCAUUCCUCCUUCCUCCGAAGAAACACCUGAAGACAGAACUACAUCUGUCAUUGCCCCUACCUCUUAUGAGACACCUGUUGAAACUGUUUCACCUGUGAUUCCUCAUGCCUUUGAUAAGGAACCUGAAGACACAGUUACACCUGUUAUUUCUCCUACCUCUGAUGAGGUAGAGCUUGUCUAUCCCCAGGAUGUCCCCCUGAGCAUGGACACUUAUAAAGACACUUAUGUCAUGUCUGAACUGGCUGCUGAAAUGGAUCUGGUCAGCCUGGAGGAACCAGUGCCUGCUGUGUCUCCCCUGGGCACCACAAUACUGUCACCACCAUCCUCUCCCACCGGCCCAACAUUCAUGCCAGUCGAGCUCCCAAGCUCAGCUCCCCUACUGGGCUUGCAGGGUCCAGCUGAACCGUGGGCACAGAGCUCUUCACUGUACACCAGCACUGCGACCAUAGAGAACCAGGAGCAGGAAAGUCAGCAGGAUGAAGAAAGUGACGAUGAUGAUGAAAAAGAGCAGAACGAUAUACAGAUGCCCUCUGCAGCAAAGAAUGUGAUGGGAGACUUUGGUCUGCUGGGCUCCACUGGUGUGGAUCACAUCAAAAGUGAGGCUCCUGUCUGCCCCUGGCAAGAAAGAGAAGAGGCAGUGGAGAAAGCUGAAGAAGAGAUUAAUGAAGAUAAUGAGGAAGAGGAGAAAGAGAAAGAGGAGGAGGAAGAUAAAGAGGGGGAGGAAGAUGAGGAGGAGGAGGAAGAGGUGAGAGAGAUUGGCAUAAAGGAAUCAGUGCCCCAGACAGAGAAAAAAGAUGACUUUAAAAAGGGGGUGGCAGAUUUUGCCAGCUGUGAUUGGGGUAUGAUGCAGUCAGAUGACAUGUACAGCAGUAACAAACAUGACUCAGAAGUGACAUAUCCCUUCAAUGCUGAAGACAGCUGCAGUGCUAAAGAGACAGGUGACUUCAUCAUGAGCGAGACAGACAGGGAACAGGCAUUCACAGGGCCUCCUGGAAUUCAGUCUUUCGGUAGUGAAGAUGAAGAAGAUGAUGAGGAAGAUGAGCAUAAUAUGAAGGAAGACAUGGAUCUGGGCUUAGAGCAUGAUGAUGAGUAUUACAAGAAACAGAAAGAGUUAGAGAAGGAGGACAAAGAUGUGGAAAUGGUCCACAGGCACAUAGCUGAAAGUGGACUUGGAGUUUGUGGAAAUGAUAGUAAUGAAGAUGAUGAUGAUGAUUACAUAGAAGAGCGUCAUCUAGAUCUCAAGAGCAUGGGUCACACUGCUGCAGCACCAUCUAUGCCUUUGACAGCAGCAUGGAGUCAUUCAAAUCCAUUCUCUGAUCCCUUGGCCCAGCCUGCCUCCAUCCUGUCUGAAUCAAGCCUGUCAUAUUCAAGAUUUCAAGAGCCAGAAACACUUAGCAAAUUCCAAGUCGACCCAGACACAACCACCAAAUUCUCAGCUGAUCCAGAUACACCACCCAAAUCCCCAGUUGAGGCUUUUCUGGACAGGAGUUCACCCCUAAUUCAAGCAUCAGAACCUCAAUCUCAUAUACAAGAGGAUACUGGGAGCUCUGUCCCAGCAGAGUCGGGUAUCUUGGCUGCUCCUGCCAUUGGAAUGUCCCAGUCCAGCACUCUCAGUGGGACAGCCUUGGCUGUUCACAGUAGCAGUGAGACCAGCACACCUGAAGAGCUUCGGGAUUAUGACAGCAGCUCAGGUGUAGAGUCCCGAUCAGACAAGCAGCAAACACCAGUCCCUGCCAUGCAUACAGACAUGGAGCAGGACCUUGGUAUUCACCUUGAGCGUUGUGAUGGGGAAGAGGAAGAGGCAGAGGCAGAAACUCUGCCAGCCGAUGAGGUACUGGGUGAUGCGGCAACAGCACCAGCCUCCGUUCCAUCAUCACCAUCAACCUCCGGUGAUGAGGCCAGUGAUACAGAGGGUGAGAUGCAGAUCAAUGACCCUGAUGUCACGGUUGAUGACAACACCACAGUCCCCCACAACCUUGCAGCCCUGGAAGAGGAUGAGGAGGCCCCUGAACAGAUUGGAGAGGAAGAUGGGGAUACACCUCAGUCAGCCAACUCUGUGGCCUCCUAUGGUUUUGACUGCUCCGCGUCCAUCUCCAAUGCCCACUCCAUGGCUGAGAGCUGUGGAAAGAGCCCAGGUAUCUUUAGCUUGGAAAAUGAAGAGCAGCUUCCAGAAGAGGCCAAGGAUCCCUCUUUCAUCAAGGAGCUCACCCUACCAGCAGCUACCGCCUACAGUGAUGACUUGUUGGGCUGCCCAGUGGACUUGCUGCCUAUAAGUGAGCCCACAGAGAGAGAUGCUGGGUUUGACGAGCACUACAUGCUGUGUAGUAAGACAGACCCAGGCUCUAUGGAGGAAAUGGAUCCCGAGUCCCCCAUGCACCUCUCACCCCAACAUGGGGACGAUACAGAUGGCCAGCCACCUUACUACUCUGCUAUAUGUGAUAAGACUGAUAACUUUCUGGCAGGGAAACCCUGGAACAACAUACAGACUGGUGAAGUUUCACUUAACCAACAGGAGAAUAAUAACCAUCCAAGACUAAUCCAAGAAAUGAAUGACAAUAACUACCUUGCUCCUCUGCCGGACCAACAGAGGCAGCUACAGAAGCCACAGCCUCGCAUCGAUGUCCAGCAUGUUGAUGCUCCUCCGAGGUUCCCACUGACUGCAUUGGUGCCGAACAUGCAGCUGCGACGGUUAGAGCAGCACCAGUUGCAGUUGAGACACAUUCGACGGCGCCAGGAGCAGGAACGGCUGCAACGCCUGUGUCUUGAGGAGGAAAGGCAGAGGCAGGAUCAGCAAAGGGCACUGGAAAGGCAACGCCGAGAGCUGCUUCAGUUGCAGCUGCAGCAGCAGCAGCAGGAACACCGGCUACGCCGACAGCUCCUGCAGCGCCAGCUUGAGAUGGAGCAGCAACAGAGAGUCAAACAGCAGUCGCAGGUGAAAGGGCAACCGCCGUGUUUCCUGUCGCCCUCAUCUGGACUCUGCACCAUCUACGAGGCCAUGGAGACCAGCGAGGAGGAAGAGGAUGCGGAGAACAGAUCUGGUGGAAACCAAGGGUCCCCCAACCAGACUGGCCAUUCAAUCCCGACGGACCUACCGCUGAGAGUGGCCAACGGAAACCUUCGCCGACCGCCACCACAAGAGCUGGACUGGAACACAAAACUGGACAUGGUCCAGCAGCUGAUUAACCAGACUCUGCUUCUGGCCGGGGAGGGCGGCUGUCCUCCACUCCUGUACCUGCCUGGGCAGGGAGGGGGAAUCCUCAGCCCUCUGGAGAGCAGCCUGUGGCCACACAUCAUGUCCCACUUUGACUGCUCCACCGCGACAGUGGCUUCAGUCAGUAGUUACUCCCCCAGCAGCCAAGCCAGUUCCCCGCAAGGCGACUGGACUGUGGUGGAACUGGAGACGCAUCAUUAA
Molecule: messenger RNA, 5793 nt
Organism: Rhinichthys klamathensis goyatoka
Lineage: Eukaryota; Metazoa; Chordata; Actinopteri; Cypriniformes; Leuciscidae
Gene: prr36b
Product: proline rich 36b
Exons: 6
Coding region: 196-5793 (1865 amino acids)
Source: RefSeq, a predicted model, not a curated record